UUUAGGAAAAAGCCUGUGCGAGUCCGGUGACUUUUUGCUCUCCUGCACCUGAUGGUGUAUUUUAUUUGCUAUAAAUAACUUACAGUUGCGGCUGCUUCCUUUUUUUCCCCCUCUAUAUAAUACUCUUGCAAGGGGAAUUUUAUAACAACCGGAGCGAUCAAAGAACUUUAAGUAGCACUUAGUGUUUUAUGAGCCUUUUUCUCCUUGUCAUUUGUUUUGGACGGUUGUUCUGCUAUAGUUGCAAAGUUUUAAACGCGGUCUGUAAUUAUAGUGAAAUUCACUGAAAUUCUCCGGUGUACCGCUCGCAAUUGUCCCGCAGGGGGCGCUGUCGCUCCUGCGAGUCGGAACAAGCCUGAUCAGCAUGGUGACUGAUUGGGUGUGUUCCUGCCAUUAAAACAUUAUGUCUUCACAUCAAUUAACUGUGGUUGAAAUAAAAUAAUUUUAAAUGGGGGGAUUUAAAAUUAAAAUGCAAAAUACCGCACGCGGUUAAUAAUUUUUCAGUCUUUUAUUUUAUUUAUUUUUUUUAAUCAGCGGUACUUCCUGGAUGAAGACAGACGGGCUCUGUGCGCCUCCAGAAAGCCUGCGCGCCGCGCAUUCUCCGCGCAGCACAAUUCAGGACGUCAUCUCGUUUCUUGGCUGUUUAGGGGGAAAUUGUGCCGCCGCUCAGUAGUGUAGUGUUUGGGUUAUUUUCUCUCUCUCCCCCAUCCAUACAUAGUAGUAGAAUAAGCAAUGGCCGGAGCUUCGUCGCUGGAGGCAGUGAAACGAAAGAUCAAAUCCUUGCAAGAGCAGGCAGACGGUGCUGAAGACAGAGCCGAGAGAUUACAGAAGGAGUUGCUUGAGCAGAAGAAAGCCAGGGAACAAGCUGAGGGAGAUGUCGCCUCCCUUAACAGACGUAUCCAGCUGGUUGAGGAGGAGUUGGAUCGUGCUCAGGAGCGUCUGGCUACUGCCCUGACCAAGCUGGAGGAGGCUGAGAAGGCUGCUGAUGAGAGUGAGAGAGGCAUGAAGGUCAUUGAGAACAGGGCCAUGAAGGAUGAGGAGAAGAUGGAGAUCCAGGAGAUCCAGCUCAAAGAGGCCAAACACAUCGCUGAGGAGGCUGACCGCAAAUAUGAGGAGGUGGCUCGUAAACUGGUCAUCAUUGAGGGUGACCUGGAGCGUACAGAGGAGCGCGCUGAGCUGUCAGAAGGCAAAUGCUCUGAGCUUGAGGAAGAGUUGAAAACUGUGACCAACAACCUGAAGUCACUGGAGGCCCAGGCUGAGAAGUACUCACAGAAGGAGGACAAGUAUGAGGAGGAGAUCAAGGUCCUCACCGACAAGCUGAAGGAGGCCGAGACUCGUGCUGAGUUCGCUGAGAGAUCAGUAGCCAAGCUUGAGAAGACCAUUGAUGACUUGGAAGAUGAGUUGUAUUCCCAGAAACUGAAGUACAAGGCCAUCAGCGAGGAGCUGGACCACGCCCUCAACGACAUGACUUCCAUGUAAUUUUUUUCAACUCGCUGCUUGCACUGCCAUGACCGUCCAGCCCCCGUUUGCACCUUGUUAACCUCCUCGAUCUCACUUUUUUUACGCCCAACUCAAAUCUCUUACUCCUGAAUUAUUGGCACCUUUGUUCUAUUUUUGUAAGUUAACUGCUUUGAAACGGAUAUCUAGUUUUCUCCUUGUCAGGGUAACUGAAACACAGCUGUUAAUGUCACAGAUGAUACUGUGUGCCUUAGUGUCGGUAUCAUUGUGUUGGUGAACACUUUACACAGGACUGUAACGUGCAUGAAUGCAACACAGCAUGAGAUUUUGUUCAAACUUUACUUUUCAAAGUAAUUGAUACUUGAUUGUGGAUUUUUUUUUAAAGAAAAAUCUGCCUAAAAUAUCAAUGAAAAUGUUAAAUCGUAGUUUAACAUUUGAAGUGAUGCAUGCAUUUAUUUUCAUUGAAAAGUUAGACUGUGAUAAGAGAAGCACUUCCAUGAAUCUGUCGUGCAGCAUUUCUCUUGACAUGGUUUACUAAUAUGGCCUUCUUCCGUUCAGAAGAAAAGGCCCCAUGUUUGUUUUGACGUCUCGUUGUUCAGUUCUACCACCCGACGAUUCGCAGUCAGAGUUCAGCAUGUGUGCAGUUGACCCCCAGUUUGCUAAACGUCCCUUAAAUUUGAUACCGGGUCAGUUUGGCACCUCUGGAUUGAUCCUGUUUGAUGGAGUCGGUGCAUUUCUAUCGUGCGUUGUUGUUGUUUUGUGGUGCCGUGCUGUGACUCCUGCGACUCUGCUGUGGCGCACAUCUCAAAUUGGCAUCGGCCCCCCGCCACUCGGCCCCCCCGGUUCACUGUACCUCUUCUCUUCCACACAGAUAAAUUGUUUACACCUCAUCAAAGACGCCUCCCGCCGGAUGAGCAGCGUCUGUCUGCUCUCUCCAGCCUUCUCUCCAUUUUCCCUUCCCUCUCUGUCUUUGCUUUCCUUCCCUCCUCGUGUUCUCAUGUCAUCGUCAACUGCAUCCCAUCACUUGUACAGAAUCCUAGAAACUUUCUGCGUUGUGUAAAAAAUAAACGUCCUUCCUUCUCUGUAUCCUGUAUCUCUUUACUUUUUCCUCUUUUAGUUUCUAUUUAUUUUUGAGUGGCUCUAAUAAAACCAGAAAGCCUUGA
Molecule: messenger RNA, 2618 nt
Organism: Salarias fasciatus (jewelled blenny)
Lineage: Eukaryota; Metazoa; Chordata; Actinopteri; Blenniiformes; Blenniidae
Gene: tpm1
Product: tropomyosin 1 (alpha)
Exons: 8
Coding region: 730-1476 (248 amino acids)
Source: RefSeq, a predicted model, not a curated record